CUGUGCGUUUCUGUGUGUGUGUUGCGUGAUGCUGAUGACGCGAUGAUCCGCAAGCCAUAGAGGGAUCGAUGGAGACUAGUAUAGAUGGAGACAUACCGAUAGAGGGAGGGAAGACAUCGUGGCACUAGAACUAUAGUUUAUGGGAAUAUCAAGUAGAGAGAGAAAGAGAUAAAUAUAGCUUCAACAACGAGAGAGAUAGAGAGAUAGUGUGAGAGAGAACACGAGCUGUGAAUUCUCGGACGACAUGAGAUCUCUACAUGAAUAGUAUAAAAUGCUUUAAAACUCAGCGUUUUGCCUUACAAACGUGUUGUCCGAAGACAGCCACUAAAACAGGACUACACAUCAAGUUCAGGCAGUAGGGGGCAGCAUGCCUGAGCAGAGUAAUGACUACAGGGUGGUGGUGUUUGGAGCGGGGGGAGUGGGGAAGAGCUCCCUGGUCCUACGCUUCGUUAAAGGCACCUUCAGGGACACCUAUAUUCCCACUGUGGAGGACACCUAUCGACAGGUGAUCAGCUGUGAUAAGAGUGUGUGUACGCUCCAGAUAACUGAUACAACAGGCAGUCACCAGUUCCCUGCCAUGCAGAGGCUGUCCAUAUCUAAAGGACAUGCCUUCAUACUGGUCUACUCUGUAACCAGCAAACAGUCACUGGAGGAACUCAAACCUAUUUACCAACAGGUAAUAGCCAUAAAGGGGAACAUAGAGGCCAUCCCCAUCAUGUUGGUGGGCAACAAGAGUGAUGAGACCCAGAGAGAGGUGGAGACUAAAGAUGGAGAGGCACAGGCGACCACGUGGAAGUGUGCGUUCAUGGAGACGUCAGCUAAGACCAACCACAACGUGACCGAGCUGUUCCAGGAGCUGCUCAACCUGGACAAGAAGAGAAACAUGAGUCUCAACAUCGACGGCAAACGGUCCGGGAAACAGUCCAGAGCUGAGAGACUGAAGGGAAAAUGUAGUGUCAUGUAGAGAGGAGGAGAGGAGAGAGGGAUGGAGGGAGGGAGGAAGGUAACCAGGAAGACAGAAAGUGCGAGGAUAGAAGAGAAGGAAUGGGGAAGAGAAAGGGAAGAGAGGGAGAGAAAGAGAAGAGAGUGAAGAGACCUCAGGACCACUGGUGGGUUCUAUACCUCGCCCUCUCAGUAUCCUCCUCUCUCGUCUCCUGUCUGCCUGACCAGGGUCCUAACCCUCUAUACAGUCCCACUGUAGUUAAAAGAUUUGGGGGGGUAGUCUGAACAUGACUCAAACCCACAACCCUGCAUCUGUCAGCAUCAGUCCAACACCUCAGCCAUUACGCCGUGAGGUCCCAACCUCUUGGCGAGGUCACUAGAUGUUACACUAGGGACACUCCAACAUAAUGUACAUAUCCUAUGUAUACAUGGCCUCCCUCCCUAGCACCUCUGAAAGAUACAGACAGUAUACCCCCUAACCUUCUCUGUCAUCAUGCAAAAUGGACAAUCCUCUUAACUCGUCAUUCAAAAUGGCUUUUAAAUCAUUAUUUGAACUGCAGAAAUGUUGAACUUGUGACAUCAAUAAUCCCUCUAAGACUUUAGCUCAGUGUUAAAACAAGGGAAGGACAGAGGUUCACGUCUGACCUGGAAUCCGAGGAAAGGGUACAUGGGAAAGAAACUGGACUGAAAUGUUAGAAGUCUGCCUGGGUCACUUGGUAGUUGGACUGAAAUGUUAAGAAGUCUGCUUGGGUCACUUGGUAGUUGGACUGAAAUGUUAAGAAGUCUGCCUGGGUCACUUGGUAGUUGGACUGAAAUGUUAAGAAGUCUGCCUGGGUCACUUGGUAGUUGGACUGAAAUGUUAAGAAGUCUACCUGGGUCACUUGGUAGUUGGACUGAAAUGUUAGAAGUCUGCCUGGGUCACUUGGUAGUUGGACUGAAAUGUUAGAAGUCUGCCUGGGUCACUUGGUAGUUGGACUGAAAUGUUAAGAAGUCUGCCUGGGUCACUUGGUAGUUGGACUGAAAUGUUAGAAGUCUGCCUGGGUCACUUGGUAGUUGGACUGAAAUGUUAAGAAGUCUGCCUGGGUCACUUGGUAGUUGGACUGAAAUGUUAAGAAGUCUACCUGGGUCACUUGGUAGUUGGACUGAAAUGUUAAGAAGUCUGCCUGGGUCACUUGGUAGUUGGACUGAAAUGUUAGAAGUCUGCCUGGGUCACUUGGUAGUUGGACUGAAAUGUUAAGAAGUCUACCUGGGCCACUUGGUAGUUGGACUGAAAUGUUAAGAAGUCUGCCUGGGUCACUUGGUAGUUGGACUGAAAUGUUAAGAAGUCUGCCUGGGUCACUUGGUAGUUGGACUGAAAUGUUAAGAAGUCUGCCUGGGACACUUGGUAGUUGGACUGAAAUGUUAAGAAGUCUACCUGGGACACUUGGUAGUUGGACUGAAAUGUUAAGAAGUCUGCCUGGGUCACUUGGUAGUUGGACUGAAAUGUUAAGAAGUCUACCUGGGUCACUUGGUAGUUGGACUGAAAUGUUAAGAAGUCUACCUGGGACACUUGGUAGUUGGACUGAAAUGUUAAGAAGUCUGCUUGGGUCACUUGGUAGUUGGACUGAAAUGUUAAGAAGUCUGCCUGGGUCACUUGGUAGUUGGACUGAAAUGUUAAGAAGUCUGCCUGGGUCACUUGGUAGUUGGACUGAAAUGUUAAGAAGUCUACCUGGGACACUUGGUAGUUGGACUGAAAUGUUAAGAAGUCUACCUGGGACACUUGGUAGUUGGACUGAAAUGUUAAGAAGUCUGCCUGGGUCACUUGGUAGUUGGACUGAAAUGUUAAGAAGUCUGCCUGGGUCACUUGGUAGUUGGACUGAAAUGUUAAGAAGUCUGCCUGGGUCACUUGGUAGUUGGACUGAAAUGUUAAGAAGUCUGCCUGGGCCACUUGGUAGUUGGACUGAAAUGUUAAGAAGUCUGCCUGGGUCACUUGGUAGUUGGACUUUGGUUGGAUGGACGAUGGAGUGGACUUGGAACAUGUGAAGAGUUAUUAGAAAAGUUUGUUGUGGGAUUUGGACUGGGAAUACUGUGGAUGAUGUCGUUGGGAAUGUUUGCGUCGGUUGGCUUUGGUCCUUGUUGUUUCAUGUGAGGAGCCUUUCUGUUGGUCUUGUGUUUCCCAUGCCAAGCAGCUGAAUCCUCUUCAUACACAGAGAGGAUGGAGUGACGACUCUACUCGACGGAGGAAAGACACUCGAUUAGUUUUAUGCCAUGCAAAUACCAUCACAUUGCACUUAAUGUCACACAUACACACACAAAUAUAAAUGCACACGCACACGCUUUUUGGAGACCAUUGGUCAUUCACCAAGUGUAUUCCUACAUAGUAUGUAAAUGAAAAAGGAGUGAUAUUAUUAUGUAAAUGUAAUUAUAUCAUUGUCCCAAACACCUCUAUUGGUUUAUGUAAAGCAAUAAGGUUGUUUGUCAAAGUACAGAAUAUAUACUCCAGGUGGAAGUUGACCCUAACCCGCAGAUCUAGGAUCAGCUUACUCCCCAAAUCAUAACUUUAACCAUUAGGGGGGAAUGCAAAACUGAUCUUAGAUCAGCAUCUAUGGACAAAGUCAUCCUACUUCUUACUAUACAGGAGAGCUAAAAGCACAAUCAUUUGAUUGACGUUUUUGUUUUUUGUUUUACCAUAUUCCGUUAUCUAUCUUGCAGAAUAAAUAACUGUCAAUAUAUUUUGAACAGAGGUGGGGGAAGGAGGGAGGAGCUAUCCAGUGGUUAUUAUUCCAGGUGACUUGUAAUGUAUACAGUGUACGGUAUUUAAACGUGUGUUAAGGUCACCAUAAGGCUGUGGAUUGGUUAUAUAGCACGGUAUUGUAACGAAACAGACAAAAAGGUUAACCUGCAUCUCAAAUGGCACCCUAUUCCCUAUAUAGUGCACUACUUUUUUAUGCUCUGAUCUAAAGUAAUUCACUAGUAAUUCACUAUAUAGGGUACCAUUUAGAACAUACUAUGUGAGGGAACCCAGAUCUAAACUGUCUUUCUGGAAUAACACCGUUGGACCCAAAGAAGUAGAAAACACCACUUCAUAUCUCUCUCUAAUAAAGAAGUAGAAAACACCACUUCAUAUCUCUCUCUAAUAAAGAAGUAGAAAACACCACUUCAUAUCUCUCUCUAAUAAAGAAGUAGAAAACACCACUUCAUAUCUCUCUAAUAAAGAAGUAGAACACCACUUCAUAUCUCUCUCUAAUAAAGAAGUAGAAAACACCACUUCAUAUCUCUAAUAAAGAAGUAGAAAACACCACUUCAUAUCUCUCUAAUAAAGAAGUAGAAAACACUACUUCAUAUCUCUAAUAAAAAAGUAGAAAACACCACUUCAUAUCUCUCUCUAAUAAAGAAGUAGAAAACACCACUUCAUAUCUCUCUAAUAAAGAAGUAGAAAACACCACUUCAUAUCUCUCUAAUAAAGAAGCACUGAACUGAUUGAGUUUCAACCAGGGAUUGGAGUUCAUUUUCAAUUCAGAAUAUUCAUUGAAAUUCUGUUCAUGAAAGGAAAAAUCUGUGGGCAAAUCAAUGGGCAAAUUGAAUAGACUGAAUUAGAAAGGGAAUGGUCCCCAUCCCUGGUGGACACAGUGUAUUGGGUAUUGAGAAGGUACGUUGUGUUGCUAUGUGCUGUGUUAUACUUAUGGCUCAAAUGUUUUGCUGACCUCAUGACCUGACCAGGAAAACGCUGAUCCCCAGUCGUAGGCUAUAGCUAAGGCUCAGGGUUGUUCCUGUUCAGAUCACAUGCUCAGGAAAAGGUCCUGGAUCUGAUUAGAAGACAGUGUUAUAGUGCAGUAUUACAUUAGAACUAUAAUAUAGUAUUCAGUCAUCUAUUAUUCAGACCAGAUUGACAAACCCCUCAUUUUAGUGAAUUAUGUGGAACGUUCUACAUCAAAUAGUAUCAAACUAGUAUGUUGUGUGUGUGUGUGUGUACAGUGCACUCAACAGUGUUAGUUUGAAUCAGCACAGACACCUUUCCCCCAUCCUCCCACAAUAUUCACUGUGUGUUAAUGCAGUUUUAUGAAGUGUCUGUCAGAGGUUCCCUGUGGAGAUGACCCACACGUUCUGCAUGAGUCAGACUGCUUAGGCUCAUACACACACACACACACACACACACACACACACACACACACACACACACACACACACACACACACACACACACACACACACACACACACACACACACACACACACACACACACACACACACACACACACACACACACACACACACACACACACACACACAUGUACUGUACACAGUACACACACACACACAAAUACACAGGCAUACCAAGCAGACAGCGAGCAGUCCUCUGUGCCACAGAAACCUCAUUAUCUGCGUCUCACGUCUCACCCUAUCCCAUGAUGUGAUUCUGAUCAAAAGUAGUGCACUACAUAGGGAAUAGGGUGUCGUGAGGUUUGCACAUUCUCUUUUUCUGCACUACUGUGUCACCCUGUAACCCGUCUGUUGUACGCUUCCUAUUAGUUUUACCACUCCCCUUCACUGCACAUCUGUACAUAGCUGUAAAUAGCAAUUAGAGUUAUAUAGCUGGAGGUGGAUAUAGAGUCUAUAGAGGACUUAGGAACGUUAGGGAAUGGUGACAUCAUGGCCCCCUUUGCCCUCUUCAAAGAAUUGUGGGUAGUGUGGUUCUCUUAGGGGUGAAAAGAUAGAGCUGCCAACUGUGAUUCCACAAAAUGUUAUUAUAAUCAGAGAAGGGAUGGACCCUGAGGAAGAUCGCUCACCUCUUUGGUGGAACACCUGGGGGACUGGCCAGAGCCAAAAUGGGCGGAGUCCUCCAGAAAUUAACCAAUGAGAGGGUUUCUUUUUUCGCGUGUGUAGUUUAGUGCUGGAUCCACACACCAAACUAGACUUUCCUCACAAAUAUAUCAAUAACAUGAUUUACGUGAAAGUCUGAUUUUGUUGUAUGUCAAGUUAGGAAUGGGUUCAGAGAGCAUUCCUAUAAUGACUCAGGAAUGGACAAAGAGGCUGCUGUAUGGCUGAACCAAAACCAAGAUAGAAGCACACAGAACAGAGCUGAUAUGAUUCUAGAAAAGAUUAUACAAGCCAGAUAGUUGUCUGUUCUACGUAGUUUCUAUCUGAAAAAGCCCCUACAGCCUUUCACUGAUGUAUGUUAUCAGAAAGUCAUGUAGCUGGAAACUGGGUACUGGUCAUGUUGCAGAAGAGAAGUGACACAAAGGACUAUGGGAAGAGUAGUUCAUUGAGUGUAGUUUAUCAGAAACAUGUUAUAUAAACUCAAGCCUUCCAGGGAUGCAGUUUGGAAUCAUACUCAAGCCUUCCAGAUCAUACUAUCAGCCCAGAAACAACUCAUAGCCCCUAGAAGUUAAAAUAUCUGAAGGGACUGGAUAGGGGACAGGGUUAACUAUUAGGCUUUGAGGAACUUCCGCCAUAUCGUUUACGCUUGUCUGCUCUGCCAAACACAAAACGUGGAAGUGCCUUGAAGUUGUUUUUGGACCGGGCCUCUGAGGGGUGCAAUGACUUCUGGGUAGUGUAGUUCUACUAACCUCCAUCUCUGUCCUUCCCUUCCUGCAUGGCCCCAAUAAGUGUUCCUCCCAGCCAGCAUGAGAACCAAUAAGGACGCAAACUGUGAAAUUAACAUAUUUGUAUUUUAUUAUUAGAAUUAUUCUGCAUUAAUAAUGGCUUUGGUUUGAAAAGGGUAACUGUUUUUAAUCUCUUAUUGUUUUUGUAAACAUGCAUUUUGUUUGGACCUUUUUUUAACAUCACGAUCAUGUAUAGACAUUUUAUUAUUUAAUUUUUAAUAUAGUUAUUAUUAUAAUUAUUAUAGCUAUUUAUUCUAGCAAUAGUCUUCCUACUAUAAUGUACUGUGGCAAUGCAUCCUAACUAUAAGAUAUCAUGUAUAUGAAUAAAUUAUCAUAUCGAAUCUGCAAAAGGAUUUUCCUAAUAAAAACAACAGUUAAGAA
Molecule: messenger RNA, 6906 nt
Organism: Salvelinus fontinalis (brook trout)
Lineage: Eukaryota; Metazoa; Chordata; Actinopteri; Salmoniformes; Salmonidae
Product: GTP-binding protein Di-Ras1-like
Exons: 5
Coding region: 368-964 (198 amino acids)
Biological process (GO): signal transduction
Cellular component (GO): plasma membrane
Molecular function (GO): GTP binding; GDP binding; GTPase activity
Source: RefSeq, a predicted model, not a curated record